AUGUGGCGCCGGGUGUCUUUCAAUCCUGCUCUAAGCCUAAGCAGCAGCGUCCGUACACGUCUGAACGCGUCAUCUCGUGCAACACCUCGCGUAAAUCUGAUUGUGCGGCAUAUGACAAAUGCUCAAUGGGCUGCUGUGUCGGCAGAUCUGGCGCAUCCGCCCAAACACUUGCUGCAUCAGCCUGAUUCGCCCGUGCAGCUUUUGAACAAUGGAUCCAUGCGGAUCCUUCAGCUGAAUCGUGAGAAGGCGCUCAAUGCAAUUGACAGGUACAUGAUCAGUCUCAUUAACGUGGCUUUUGAUGAAAUUGAGCCUUCGCCGAAUGCAGCUACCGUCCUGUUCCGCGGUGUGGGCCGCUCUAUGUGUGCUGGCGGUGAUGUCAUGUCGCUUGUUACUCUGGCUGAUAAGGAGGACAUUGUCGAGCGCAGUAAGUCGGUCUGGUUUUUCCAGUGGGAACUCAUGCAAAACUACCGAGUGCAUUAUUUGCGCAGAGCGACCACCCAACUCGGUCACCCCAAAACGUACAUCGGCCUGUGGGAUGGUAUUAUCAUGGGCGGUGGUGUCGGCAUGACAGUGCAUUCCACGCUACGUAUUGCCUCGGAGCGCACGCUCUUUGCGAUGCCCGAGACGGCCAUUGGCUACUACCCCGAUGUGGGUCUGACGUAUGUUUUUUCGCGUCUUGAUGGUGGCGUCGGCAUGUACAUUGGCCUCACAAGCUCGCGUUUGAGUGGUGCAGACGCUUAUAUCACAGGUCUCGCGACGCACUAUGUCCAUUCGCAUGCGGUGGAAGAAAUGAUUCGGCGGAUUGGCUCGAUGCCUCUUUCGACUGCUGCUCAUGAGGAAAACGUGGUGAGUGCGAUUAAUGAGUUUGCCACGGAUCCCUUUAUGGAUGAUCCAAGCUUGGCCCAGAAGUCUGUGUUUUUGGGUGACACGCGCAUUGCCAUGGACUAUGCAUUUACGCGCGACUCGAUCGAACAGAUUAUUGCUGUCUUGGAGGACAUUGCCCAGAGACGACACGACUCUUUCACAGGCAAGGAUCUCGCUGCGCGCGGACUUAGUCUGACCGAAGAGGUUGCUGAAUGGGCAUCGGUGACGCACGCGACGCUGCUUUCUCGCUCGCCUCGCUCUUUGAAAGUCACCUUCCACGCCAUUCGCCUAGCGCAUCAUCAAACGUACGAGGAGAAUAUGCACACCAACAUUCGCCUCUCUACGGCCUUCUGCGACUUGUCCAUUGGCCGCGACUUUCACACGGGUGUGAUGCACGUCUUGGGCAAAGACCCUGUCACUGGCCAGCGCCGCACCGGUGUUCCCAAUUGGGAGCCGUCACGUUUGGAGGAUGUGAGUGACGACUAUAUCCAAACCUUCUUCUUUGGCGAAGCCAGCAAAGCGCACCGCGCUGGUAUGCAGCUUGAAGUCCCGAAGCUUAGCAAUGUGCCCCAUACUGGCAAAGAUCGCGAGGCGCGUAAGGAACGCGAGGCCAAGCUGCGUGGAGUGGGACCACUCCGCUGGAACCCGAAGUUUAACGUGCAUGCCUUGCCAACUGAAGCCGAGCUGGCAGCGCUGCACGAGGGCAGUCACCCCGCUUCGGGUAGCUAUGUGCUUGAGCCUAACGAGCUGCUUGAUACGAUCGACAAGUACUACCAGCACAAGCCCGGCGUACGCGUCAAAGUGCAGGACUGGCUGGACCGCCGCCAACGAGCUCAGAAAGCUUAG
Molecule: messenger RNA, 1710 nt
Organism: Malassezia restricta
Lineage: Eukaryota; Fungi; Basidiomycota; Malasseziomycetes; Malasseziales; Malasseziaceae
Product: 3-hydroxyisobutyryl-CoA hydrolase
Exons: 1
Coding region: 1-1710 (569 amino acids)
Biological process (GO): L-valine catabolic process
Cellular component (GO): mitochondrion
Molecular function (GO): 3-hydroxyisobutyryl-CoA hydrolase activity
Source: RefSeq, a predicted model, not a curated record